GCAUCGGACAAACGGAAAGCAAUCGUAUUGUUUUGGGCGGUUUGCCUGAACUUGACUACAGCUUCAAGGUCAUGCGUUGACUUGGAUGUGACCGGCUGCCGGACAAAUCCGCAACUCUGUCAAGACCCAACAAUCGCAGAGGUCACGUGUCCAGUAAUGUGUAACAGAUGCCCAACUGUUCCGCAAACAACACCAGCUGCCAUGGCAGAUGACUGUAGCGAUGUGUUAAGAUUGGGUCUCUCGCGCGGGUCGGGUGUGUACAGAAACACGCCUUGGAACACGCACAGGAAAGUUGAAGUUUACUGCGAUAUGGAUACCGAGGGUGGGGGUUGGACGGUGUUUCAAAGACGCUGGAAUGGGUCUGUUGACUUCAACAGAAGCUUUGCGGAUUACGAAGGAGGAUUUGGCUCAUUGUCUGGUGAAUUUUGGAUGGGUCUGGGCCUUCUUCACACUAUGACAAGCCGGGCUAACAUGACGUUACGAGUGGACGUAAGUUUGCGGGACGGAACUACUGGGUUCGAUGAGUACUCGGGUUUCUCUAUUUCCCAACCACAACGUUACAACUUUAACGUUGAUAGGAGGAUCAACUCAAGAGGAAUGUCUGGUUCCUACCUUCUGUCCGAAACUGCUACUCGGUAUAGUACCAACCACCAACCGUUCACAACGUACGACAAGGACCAGGACAACUGGCAAAUUUUUAACUGUGCAAAAGCAUUUGGAGGAGGCUGGUGGUUCAAUAAAUGUGUAGGCAAUAACCUGAACGGACCGUACACCAACAAUUCUGUUGAAUUUUUCUAUAAAUCUUUUAAAGUCGAAGGACUAAAGACGUCUUCAAUGAUGUUCAGAUCGAGUAACUAA
Molecule: messenger RNA, 858 nt
Organism: Mya arenaria
Lineage: Eukaryota; Metazoa; Mollusca; Bivalvia; Myida; Myidae
Product: fibroleukin-like
Exons: 7
Coding region: 157-858 (233 amino acids)
Source: RefSeq, a predicted model, not a curated record